Labeo rohita (rohu) is the source of this 3169-nucleotide messenger RNA. It is a transcript of the gene naa30, whose product is annotated as N-alpha-acetyltransferase 30, NatC catalytic subunit. Gene Ontology annotation, cellular component: NatC complex. The record is from RefSeq and is a predicted model, not a curated record. NCBI's taxonomy places the organism in Eukaryota, Metazoa, Chordata, Actinopteri, Cypriniformes, Cyprinidae. The transcript is spliced from 4 exons. Bases 228 to 1337 code for a protein of 369 amino acids. Gene Ontology annotation, biological process: N-terminal peptidyl-methionine acetylation. Gene Ontology annotation, molecular function: protein-N-terminal amino-acid acetyltransferase activity.
GACCUAGUGUCGUAAAUCAUCCGCUCUGCUUUACGGCAGAUAAUAGGCCAGUGUGGAGUGAAUUGAGUAAUGGCAGGAACAGACACGAGAUAGUCCACGAACUUUACGUUAUUCCUACAUUUAUCAGGUACCAGCAGCCGGACGGACGUCUGUGUUUGUCGUCGUUCGCUGUGAGAGGCUGAUUCCGACCCCGUUUUUCUGUCAUCAGAGUAACUGUAUGCAGUGGAAUGGCUGAAGUGCCGCCUGGGCCUAACGCACUGCCUUCAUCCCCGAGCGAGAUCACACCACUGCCCGUGGACGGGUGCACCUUACUGGGCAACGAUGAGGGACGGGACAUCAUCAUCAGCCCCGGCCCGGGACACCAGCACCCCAGCGACCAUAAAGCGAUAGUCAAAUCCAACCAGAACAACGUGCACCCCAAUGCAUCAGCCGCCCAGUUCCACACAGCCCAGCUGAACGGGGUCCAGUGCAACCACACUCACCUCCAGAACCACGUCCAACAACACCGGCCGUCCGACAAUCAAAACGCCGCUUCUGAUCACCACUUGGACGGGAUCGCUGAAACACAGGGCGAGCACACGGAAAACAACAAUUUCACGAGAAAUAAACGAUGUAGUGAUAUAUCGCAGAGCCAAUCGCCGCCGAACAACGGGAUAAACUGCACUGAUAGCAUGGCGAUAACGGAGAGCAGCUCUUGUCGACUUGAGAAUGAUGUAAGUAGCAGGACUGGUUCGGGGGAUCGGGCUCCGGCGGCUGCGGCAGCGCUGAUGGACGGGGCUGAGUCAGGCCCGGGCCCGCAGGGCGCUGGAGUAGAACAGGCGGCGGCUGACAGCGCUCCGGUGGCGGCGAUGUCGAGACUAGCGCUGGAGGAGCACGACGAGUCCAUCCGAUACGUGAGAUACGAGUCUGAGCUCCAGAUGCCCGAUAUCAUCCGACUCAUAACUAAAGACUUAUCUGAGCCCUACUCCAUAUACACCUAUAGGUACUUUAUUCACAACUGGCCUCAGCUCUGCUUUCUGGCAAUGGUUGAGAAGGACUGUGUUGGUGCCAUUGUGUGUAAGCUAGACAUGCAUAAGAAGAUGUUCCGUCGGGGAUACAUCGCCAUGCUCGCUGUGGAUUCCAAAUUUCGCAGGAAAGGCAUCGGCACCAACCUUGUGAAAAAGGCCAUUUAUGCUAUGGUGGAGGGGGAUUGUGAUGAGGUGGUGCUAGAGACGGAAAUCACCAACAAAUCAGCCCUGAAACUCUAUGAGAACCUGGGCUUUGUCAGGGACAAGCGGCUGUUUAGAUAUUAUUUAAACGGAGUGGACGCACUUCGACUCAAACUCUGGCUUCGCUAAAUCAAACUACGGGGUCCCUCAACUCUUUCUCCAUCCCUUCGGCCUCCUCUUCCUCCGCCCCGGUCCUCCGGCUCAGAUCACCUGACUUCCCAUCAAUAGAAAGACACUCGACCUCUGCUGAGCCACAAAGGGCAAACUCUGAGGGAAAAUUCAACCAAUCAUAAUAAAGUGUUUUAAGAACUUUUUGUGCGAAAGAAAGAGGUUAUUGCAAAAAAGAAAACAAAGUCGGGUACUAAUAUGACACUGACACCGUGCUCAGGUGUCAAUAGCCUGACUUUAAGACCUCCGUGUAUUUGUGUCGGGCAAUGGAGAUGGGCUGGGCCGAACGUGUUGACGGCAUCUGCGAAAAAAAAAAAAAGUAUCAUGCCGAAAGCAAACAAUACACCACACCUCUGUUUUUUUUUUACAAAACAAUCACAAACCGAAGAAUGGAAAUGUGUUUAAACCGACUCAACUACUCAAUUUUUGGUUUUACCAUUUGUUUUCUUUAAAAGAGGGUGCACGGGAGCAUUGCAGGUUGCAGUUGUGUUGUAGCCUGCUGCUUUGCGUUGUUUCUUUUUUUUUUUUUUCUUUUUUUUGUGCGCCGGGGGUCUGUGGUUUAUUUUAUGUGUUUAUUUUAUGUUUUGGAAACACUGAGCAGAGUUUGUCUGCUUUAGAAGUUUGAUCUAUGACAAACUAACACACACACACAGAUUCAGAAACACUUUAACCUGAAUGCUGCAAAGCAGUGCAGACGACACUCUGCUCUUUUAAGUUGGUCUUAUUAGCUCACAUUACGCCAUAUUGGUUUAUGUGGCUUGUGAUUCUGAUACAGAUAUCGUGAUCUCACCAAACAAGUUGUCUCGAUGCUUCUUUGUGAGUGUUUUGUACAACUACAUUGAAAAUGAAUUACUAAAUGGGCCUAAAAGGAGAGUAUUCCCUGUUUUUUGAGUACAUCAUAGUUUCUCCCUUUCCAUGUCUGAUACAGUGUUUGGAAAUUCAGAUAUGCUGACCUAUAACCUCAAACGGACGCACUUCUCAUUUUUGCACUGAUUAGAUGGGGUGUAAUUCCCUUGUCCGCCACUGCGUUAGUGGACCAGUAGGGGGCAGAAUACAGAACUCACCAGCUCAGUUGCUCCAAUGGACUCAUGCAAAUAGUUGCUUUAAAGUGAUGAAACAGAUCGAUUUAUAUGCAAGAUGACAUUGUUUAGAGGUGUUUUAAAAUUUAACGGAGGAAGUUUCCGGAGGUUAGCGUUUUUAUGGGUUUGUGUUUAACAGUAGUGUGCUGUGGCAGGUUGUACCAUCACCCACGUUGUAUGUAAGUGUUUCUGUGUCAUUGCCAAUAGACCCCCAUUUUGCUUUGCUGCUGGCUCAUGAGUUGUUCUUGGAAGAAAAACGUUUUGUUUUUCAGGUUUGGAGUGGGAAACAAGUUUUUUUUUUUUUUUUUUGAUUUUGCUAAAUGUACAUACGAAAGUUUGAUUUGUCGUUUUUGAUUGUCAUUGGAAAAGUUCCUCAAAGAGCUGCUGCUCUCAGAUGUUGAGAAGAUGGAUGGGUUGCUUUAUAAAUCUGCGCUUAAAUACACUGAUAUUGUUGAUGGAUUUAUGGGAAGAGGAAUUUAUGCUUUUUUUUUGGGUUGUUUUGUUUAGUUGCAUUUUUUUUUUUUUUUUUUUUUUUUUUUUUUUUUUUUUUUAAAGCCCGAAUUGUAGUACAUCUCCCACAAACGUAAUGUCCCAUCAAUCCCCUUUGACGCAUCAGACCGUGUGCUGUCUGUCAGUAAGGCUCAGGUGUUUGGUUUCUUUUCAAUUCUCCUUUCACUUGUCAGGGGCUCCUUUCAAGGUCCCAGUGGUUAUUAA